This is a messenger RNA of Syzygium oleosum, 2228 nucleotides long. RefSeq lists its product as uncharacterized. The transcript has 9 exons. Bases 429 to 1769 code for a protein of 446 amino acids. The record is from RefSeq and is a predicted model, not a curated record. Gene Ontology annotation, molecular function: ubiquitin protein ligase activity. Lineage: Eukaryota; Viridiplantae; Streptophyta; Magnoliopsida; Myrtales; Myrtaceae. Gene Ontology annotation, biological process: positive regulation of ERAD pathway.
GGAAACGGACAACUCGGGUAGAAUGCAAAAGGAACUGGCUACGCGCAAGUUGUCUCGAUUAAGGCAAAUCUUGGAGCAUGAUUCGUUAUAAUGGCCAACUUCUCUUGAUGGGAUUUAUUUCUUCGAUGUUACUUCUCCCAAAAGUUCUUCCUUUUUCGUCAUUUCCCUGUCAAGAUUCGUUCUUGAGGGCCUCGGGGCCUUGAAUUGACGUCUCGUUUACAAAAAAGAAGCUCCGUUUCACACUUCCCAGUUCUCAGUUGCGCGAGAGACGGACAAAUUUGCGAUCUUUGGGAUCAGGGUCUUGCGUUUCUUGAGUCCAUCCGUCCUCUUUCUUCAUCCGCAUUCAAUUUUAAGCCUGCAGAGAGUCUUGCCCUGUUUGAAAUUUCUCAUAUUGCAGAACUUGGGUUGUUGCAAAAUUGGGCAGAAGGAUGGAAACCCCCAGUGAUUCUGAUGUAUACUUUGGUACUUCAUCCACUGCUAGUGGCAACGGCAACUCCGCUGCAAGAUUUGGUGUGCAGUUCCCAUCCCUCAGCUUAUUUCAGUCGCCAUUGUCGGUUAUACUGGAGUACUCCGGUAUCAUCCCGUCUACGCCGACCGCGCCCGAGUCGGAGAGUCCGGUUCUCGGCGCGAGUGCCGGUCACAUUCAGACGGAAUCGCCUUAUUCUGAUGUCAGAAAUGGCAGCAGUGGCGAGGAGGUAUCGAUUCGGAUUAUUGGCUCUAGUGAGGGGCGGAGUGGAGUUAAUACGGGGGACAAUGGAGGGCAAAUUGGGUGUGAUGAUUUGAUGGAUGUUGCUGCAGAGAGUGACGAUUUAUUGUUGGAGGCUGCUUCUACUUCGUCGGCGAAUGUCAUGGACUCAGCUGAUAGUUCUAGGGAUUCUGGUUACCAGAGAUAUGAUUUGCAGCGGGUCGGGAGAUGGAUUGAGCAGAUACUCCCGUUCUCAUUGCUCUUGUUGGUUGUGUUCAUUCGUCAGCAUUUGCAAGGCUUCUUUGUUACAAUAUGGAUUGCAGCUGUCAUGUUUAAGUCAAACGACAUUCUUCGGAAGCAGACUGCUCUAAAGGGUGAGAGGAAAAGUUCUGUUCUCGUGAGCAUUUCUGUUAUUUUUAUAGUCUAUGUGGUUGGUGUUUACUGGUGGUAUCGCAAUGAUGGUGUAUUAUAUCCAUUGCUUAUGCUUCCUCCAAAGGCAAUUCCACCCUUCUGGCAUGCUAUCUUCAUGAUCAUGCUCAAUGAUAUAAUGGCGAGGCAGGCGGCUAUGUCUGUCAAGUGUUUGCUGCUUAUUUAUUACAAGAAUAGCAGGGGCCAUAAUUUCCGUCGUCAGGGUCAAAUGCUGACACUGGUUGAAUAUACAAUGCUGCUGUACCGAGCAUUGUUGCCAGCUCCUGUUUGGUACCGAUUUUUCUUGAACAAAGAUUAUGGGAGCCUAUUUUCAUCUUUGACAACUGGGUUGUACUUGACAUUCAAGCUAACAUCUGUUGUUGAGAAGGUCCGGUCAUUCUUUGCUGCGGUUAAGGCAUUAUCACACAAGGAAGUGCAUUAUGGAUCUUAUGCCACAAAAGAGCAGGUCAAUGCCGCUGGAGACCUGUGCGCUAUAUGUCAGGAGAAGAUGCACGCUCCGAUAUUGUUGCAGUGUAAACACAUCUUUUGUGAGGAAUGUGUUUCGGAAUGGUUUGAGAGAGAAAGGACUUGCCCUCUAUGCAGGGCUCUGGUUAGACAGGCAGAUUUGCAGUCGUUUGGGGAUGGAUCAACAAGUCUAUUCUUCCAGUUGUUUUGAAAUAUUUCUUCAAAACAGUGGUUCUGCAUUGAUCUCAUGCCAUUUGUAUACAAAGUAAAUAUGCCUUCCCCACAAAUUCUCAUCAUUUGCCCUGGAAGAGUAAGCUGUCUGGAAGUUAGUAGCUAGGCAUCACACCACUCAUACGAGUCAGUAUUGAGUUUAACUUUUCUAGGGAACUUCCCGAUUACUGGGAACAAAUAGAAUCAGAAUGAAUGUCCUUCCUGUGGAGAUUUGUAGUCAAGAAAUGCACAAAGUAUAUUUAUCUUGCUACCCGAUUUUUCCUAGCUAAGCGUGUUGUAUUUUCCAGAUGCCUUAUUUAGUGGGGCUUAAGUUGGGAGGGUUCUUUGAUGAAUACUGUAUCCGGGCUAUGAAGAAAUAAUAUGUAACAUAAUUAGCCCUCUUAUUAAUUGUUCUUGGAGAUGUAAAGAAACUAGCCCUGUUGAUCAUCCUCCAUGAUAA